This is a messenger RNA of Styela clava, 2268 nucleotides long. RefSeq lists its product as uncharacterized. Gene Ontology annotation, biological process: heterophilic cell-cell adhesion; establishment or maintenance of epithelial cell apical/basal polarity. The record is from RefSeq and is a predicted model, not a curated record. Gene Ontology annotation, cellular component: protein-containing complex; plasma membrane. Gene Ontology annotation, molecular function: calcium ion binding. Lineage: Eukaryota; Metazoa; Chordata; Ascidiacea; Stolidobranchia; Styelidae.
GUUUAUUCAAGUUGUUUUGGUUGGAUGAGUUAGAGGUAUAAGUGCAAUUAAUCAGAAAAAGUGGAUAUAAUCUGACGAUGAGCGGAUGGUACGCAUGCCUCUUCACCAGUUUCUUAAUUACAAUAGGAUUAGCGCAGGAAAAUACAGGAUCAAGUCUUCCGGUUUAUUCGGAAUGCGGUGGAGCAACAGCGGCUUUAGAGGGGCGGAUAACAUCUCCUGGCUAUCCAAACAACUACGAAAAUAACUUGCUCUGUCUAUGGACUGUCAAAACAUCAAGAAACAUGAGGGUUGAGGUGCAGUUUUCCUAUUUGAACAUAUCAGAAUCCUCACAGUGUUCUGAAGAUUAUAUUGGUUUAGUCUAUCAUGGGACCUCUGGAAAGGGAGGGCGAUAUAAAAUGUGCGGGUUCGGGGCAGGAAAUGCAAAACGAACCUCUGGUUAUGGACCGUUUGAAAUUGUGUUAAAAACCAGUGUAAACAAAACGACAUCUACUGGAUUUUCUCUUACAUUCAAGGUGAUAACUCCAUGUGCCUCGGAGCCCUGUCAGAAUGGUGGAACAUGUAAUCAUUUAAGUUCUACAGAAUACCAGUGUGAAUGUCAGCCUGGCUACACCGGAACGAACUGCCAAACAGAUAUAAACGAGUGUGAAAGCAAUCCUUGUCAAAACGAGGGCACAUGUGUUGAUUUAUUAGCAAGUUAUCGAUGUGACUGCAGGACUGGAAUAUCCGGUGACCGCUGUCAGAAUAUAGACGACAAAUGUUUAUUUGAACCUUGCCAGAAUGGUGCAACUUGCGUCUCUACAAACGAUACUUAUCAAUGUAAUUGUGUUGCCGGAUACGAAGGCUUUGAUUGCGAAACAGAACGGAAUGAAUGCGUGUCAGCACCAUGUUUGAACAGCGGUACAUGUUCAGAUUUGUUAAAUGAUUACAACUGUACCUGCUUAACCUCCUUUUCUGGAAAAAAUUGUGAAAUAUACACAGAAACAACAACACAAAGCACUACACAAGCUCCAACCACUGUUGCACCAAUUGAUUUGUGCUUGGAUGGCGGAGAAUAUAGAUGUAGAAAUGGAGGAACAUGUAUAGAAGAUGCAGCUAAAAAUUUAUCUAGUUGUAUUUGUGCAGAAGGUUUUGAAGGAGUGACAUGCCAAACUAAUUCCACGGACUUCUCGUCAUUAAUGAAAGCAUUGGUUGGAGCAUCCGUCGGUGCAAUAUUUUUUUUGUUGAUGAUCAUGUUUGCCGUCUGUCAUGUGAUGAUGACCGAACGAUACAGGAAUUCUUAUCCAUAUCCGAAACAAGAUCACCAAAGAGCCCCACGAAAAAAUCUCUCCCACACAUCAUCAACUGGUUCGCAAACUUACGAUGAAAAUUCUGAUAUUAAUAAAUCGAAACCAACCAACGACAUGCAACUUCAAAAUAUUGAUCCUCGAGAUGCCCUUGUAUCAGAUAUCAUGAGCGGAGUAAGGGAACUAUCCGGCAAUGGUCCACAGCCAGAUGUUGAACUGACAGUUUAUCCUCCGGGACUCAUUGAACAAAGUCACCCAGCGCCUCCAGUCCUCGCUGUACCUCAACGAUCUUCUCGUCUAUCAACAAAUGUGCCAAAUUUGCAAAAAAAUGGUGGGCUUCAAGAUGCGACACCAGCAUAUCCUCUGCCAAAUGCUGGAUUGCCAAUAGAAAAUGAGCAACCAAGUUUUGCGCCAUUUGUAAAUAAGGCAGAAGAAGCACCAUUUAAACUUCGUAGAAAUGAAACGGGAAUCACACCGCGUUCAAGCAGGAUCAGUCAGCUGCCAUUACAAACUUCACAUCUAGCAACUCUUUUUGAAAUCCCGGAGAAGAUGCCCCAACCGAACAGAGCGAGUGAUUUGCCGAUGAAACCAAGAAAUUCAAAUGCUGCCAAACCUCUAGAAAACCGUCCGCGCAGGAAAAGAAUAUCAAAUCCCGGGAAACGCUCCGACGAUCUGGAAGAGUUUCCGCCCCAUCGUAAUUCAAAGGAUAUAAUGAACAACUUCGGGAAACAAACGAACAAUUGCGUCAAAAAUAGAAUUUCUUUAGAUCCUAGCGCGCUUCAAAGAGACACAAAAAGCAACAGACGACAUCCAGAAGAGGAAAUUUUUCGAUUUAGCACUGGUGGCAUGAAAGAUGUAUCGUUUGGUUUUUAAUAACAGCUAUGUAAGAUUCAUAGUAUACAUAAAUGAAUCGUAUAUGCUACAUAUCUACUAUAUUUUUUUUUUUAACUUUUACACAGUUCCACAGCUUCAGUUGUUUGCAGGU